AUGUUUCAACUUCGAAGGUACACCGAUCAUCACAUCAAUCAAUUUAGAAAAUUCCAAAUUCGGAAAAUAAAAAGAGAUUUGUGUAGCUCUGUCGAGGGCGGUUGUGCGGCGGUUUGUGCGUGCUGCCCGCCAGAACACACAGCGGUUUGCGGGAAACGCCUGGCUGGACCCUCCACGAACACACAAUUCUCAACCACAGAAACGCACGUAAUGGCCGCCGCCGCCUCAGAGGGCCGCGCAGGGCGCGCCGAGCAGCUGGCCGAGGCGGUUUUUUGCGCUGCGAUCGAAUCGGGAAAUUACUCUGGGAAUGUGUGGGUGUGGGCGGGUCUGCGCGCGUUGGGGUGUUUCUCUUUGCCUGAUUGGGACGCCGUUGACGUCAGGCUACCAUUUCUCUCCGUUUUUUUUCGCGUCUGGCGGUCACGUGAGCACGGCCCGGGUCUGGUCUGGUCAGGUGACUAG
Maudiozyma saulgeensis is the source of this 459-nucleotide messenger RNA. Lineage: Eukaryota; Fungi; Ascomycota; Saccharomycetes; Saccharomycetales; Saccharomycetaceae. The record is from the annotation of a GenBank genome assembly.